CCGGGCGGGAGGGAGGGAGGGGGGGGGAGAGAGGGUUGUUGGGGGAGAAAAAGCAAAACAAACGCGGCGGCGGUGAAGUUACUUGGCCGUUACUCACCGCGCUGACCAACCCGCCUGCCGCGGAGAUGAGGGCGCAGCGCCGUCUGGCAGGACGGCACAGACAGACAGACAGCCUCCCGGGAGAGACGGGUCAUCCCGCGGGUGAAUAAGCGGAGAUAGGUGUAAUACACAAUGGAUUACUUACUGACUUUGGAUUGAUAUCAGUCAUAGCUGUGGGUCUGUAAAACCACGCUUUGAUUUCAUUAACUCCUUAAAAAUGAAUGGGAGGUCAUGCAGUAUGAGCCAUCGGACAACAGGUAUUUCUCAUGGAACUGGGAUGAUCAGUGGACAGCAGAUCCCACCGAUCAGAGUUCAUGCAGGAACUCCCUGCGUAUCUUCAGAUAGCAGCAGCCAAAGCCCGGCUAUCGGAAACUUUUCUGCCAGCCUACACUUAAAGAUGCCCCUAGGAGGAGGGGUAGCUCCUCAGAGCAACAUCAUUGACAGUACCAUUCACCUUCCCGCUCUAAGUCCCAGAAGACAAGUGGUUACAAAUGGGAAGCCUUUAUUUGAAGUCCUGCAGCCCCCAGGACUGCCAGCCCCACAAUCCUUAAAGCCAAAACAGCAAGAAUUUGGAAACACAUUCUCCCCAUGCACAGGUAAAGGAAGCCUUGGUUAUGGAUCCCAGUCUAAGUCCAAUGGAAAAGGCAGCUGCAACAACCUAGUAGUCACCAGCAGUCCCAUGACAGUUCAGCACCUAGGACCUGUUUCACCUCCUGCUAAUCAAGUUUCAACAGCAUGCAACCAGAUCAGCCCUACCCUACAGAGGUCUAUGGAUGCUUCCAGCCUGAGUGUUCCUUCAUCAGAUACAAGGUCACUCUUGUCGUGUGAGUCUCUGGCCUCUACAACAUCAAGCUUGUCAGAAAGUCAGUCCACUUUGAGCGUUAAGCAAGAGUGGUCGCAUGGGUACAGGACACUUCCUUCUCUUUCUCCUGAACAAGGUUUACAAAAUGGUAGUGAGUUGAGGGACUUACUAAAUUUUUCGCCUGCAACAUCUGUGUCCAGUAGCUGUGUAUCUAACUCAUUACCAUCCUACUUAUUUGGCUUAGAAAAUAGCCAUUCCUCUUACCUUAGUCCUCGCCAUUCCUCUUCCCUGUCUCAAUCUACCCGCUCCAAAAAGAGAGCACUCUCUCUUUCUCCUCUAUCUGAUGGCAUUGGGAUUGACUUCAAUACAAUCAUCCGUACAUCCCCAACCUCUCUAGUGGCCUACAUCAACAGCUCAAGGACAUCACCAGCUAACAUUUCCCCACAGCCUGAGGUUUAUGGACAUUUUUUGGGAGUUCGAGGAAGCUGUAUACCCCAAAACUACUCUGUUCCAGCUACCCAGAAAGGUCUACUCAUGGCUAAUGGCAGUAUCACCUUCCCAGAGUACACUGAGAAUAGUGCUGGUGAAUACCAGCGGAUGCAGCAAUUGGAGCAAGCCAGCCUGCAGACAGAAACCACAACUAACAUGGUAAUCCAGCAGGGCAUGCCUCCCAUGGACAGCCAGACUCUGAGUGCCCUGAAAAAUGAACAGCUGGAUGAAUUCUCAGGCCAUACAGUUGACAUGCUUCCUCCACCCUCUCUGCCGCCACCUCCUCCACAAGGGCCUCCGCCACCAUACCAUGCUCAUCAGCACCGACAUGUGCCCAGCCUUCCUGGUCACAUGCAGCCUCUGCCUGUGCCUCCAUCUGUCCCAUGCCCACAGCUUGAAGAAGAUGGGGAGCUGGAUGAUUUCAAUGGCAAGCAUGGCUGUCGCUGGAUUGAUUGCAAUGCACUGUAUGACCAGCAAGAGGAACUUGUGCGGCACAUAGAGAAGAUUCAUAUAGACCAGAGGAAGGGAGAAGAUUUUACGUGCUUCUGGGCAGGGUGUCCACGAAGGUUCAAGCCGUUUAAUGCUAGGUAUAAACUGCUGAUUCACAUGAGAGUCCACUCCGGAGAGAAGCCAAACAAAUGCACAUUUGAGGGCUGCAAGAAGGCCUUUUCCAGACUAGAAAACCUCAAGAUUCACUUAAGGAGCCAUACAGGUGAAAAGCCGUAUCUUUGUCAGCACCCUGGCUGCCAGAAAGCAUUCAGCAACUCCAGUGACCGCGCCAAGCACCAGAGGACACACCUAGAUACUAAACCUUAUGCAUGCCAAAUUCCAGGAUGUACUAAACGAUACACAGAUCCAAGCUCCCUGAGAAAACAUGUGAAAGCACAUUCUUCCAAAGACCAGCAAGUUAGGAAAAAGUUGAGAUCAAGCUCAGAGCUUGGCCGGGACAUCCUGAAUGACUGCCUCACAAUCCAGCCCCUCCAGCCAGCCCCAUCACCACAUGAUGUUGCGGAUAAUACCAUGGGACACUCCCCAGGGCCUAUGCAUGAUAUUUACUCAGUGUCUGUGUUUCCCAGCACGCAAACAACUCGAAAUGGAACAGUGGCUGGGACUGUGUCUUUGCCUCAGCCCAGCAGCCACCCAUCCCCAGCACGUAACGUACAAAGUAGUCCUCUCCAUCCUUCUUCCCAGUUACCUCUUCUCUCAUCACCGGACUCCGAAAGGUUUGUUGCUCUGACUCCUCCUCCUCAACACAUCAGUCCCCAAAGAAUUUCAGUUCCUCCUUCCAUGACGCAGAGACAAACUCCACAGACUCCCCAUUUUCAGCAGCCUGGGGGAUUACAUCUAAAGACAUACCAGUCAGCAUCAAAUCCUUCCUUUCAACCAAAUAGUCUCCACAUCCAAGGUUUUUAUGGUCAGCUUCAGACUUUCUGCCCUCCCCAUUAUCCUGAUACUCAGAAGAACGUACAACACAAUGUUUCUUGCAGUAUGGUUCCUCCCUUUGAAGACUGCUUAUUACCUACAUCAGUGGGCCAGGCAGGGCUUGGUGUUUUUCAUCGAACUUUUUCAGCUCAUUCUGGUAUUACAGUUUAUGACUUUCCAGCAGGGCCCACAGGCAUCUUUGGUGAUUCAGCCCGCAGCAUGCCAGAGGAUAGCAGUUUCCUACAAAUAAAUGCAGUGGAUCGUUGUCCCAGCCAGCUUUCUUCUGUCUACACUGAAAGCUAAAACCAUCUAACUCUGACAAGAACUUGGUUCCAUUUCAUCUUGCCCUUCUGAUAUUUCUCUACAAAUUUUUUCUCUCCGUAAAACUACCAUGUAUGUAUGGGGAUAUGGGUUAAUAUACAUACAAAAAACAAACAAACAAACAAACAAACAAAAAAAUUACCAAGCAUUCAUCAAGUAACCGAGCAGUCGGCUGAGAAGGAGAUCAUUGGGAAAAAGAAAGUUUUGCCAAAACCUUAGCAAUCCUUUCUUUUCUUUUCAUCUGUGGCACAGCAACUCUACUUUUUUGUUGUUGUUGUUAUUGUUGUUGUUUAUUCUUUUUAAUUUCUCAAAGGGAAUUUGAAGACUGAAUAAGAAAACUGGUUGUUGGCUAUAUUCCUUUCAACCUGAACAGUAGAAUCAUUGAAGAAUGCAACUUUAGAAAAUUCCUUAAAAAGGAAGUAAAACCAGAGUAUACUACAAACAUUUCAAAGAUACACAGCUUUUUGCACAGCCUGUUUGUAUUUGGUGCUUCUGAAGUUAAACACAAACCAGCAAAAUAAAAGGGAGAGAAAUUACACACACAUCCUGGCACUACCCAUUGGAGGCAUUGGCAUGUCUUCUCUAUGGGUCCAAAGAUCCUUGGAACUGGAUUUUCUUACAGGCUUUUGUUUAGGUGUGUUUUCCAUUCCUCUGUAUUUAAGCCAUAUAAUAUGGCAGUUACUUUUUUCCAACAUUCCUUCUGACCCAGUUCUUCAUGCAAAGAAGGGUAAAAUGCACUACAUGAGAAGGUACAUUGACUUCAUCUAUAUUUAGCACAGUUGCUAGACAAAAAAUAAUGUUUGAACUUUAUGUUGAUUUUUAACUGUAUUGUAGGGCUUUAUUUGCUGUAUGUACCAUAAUAACUCUGUAGGAAAGUUUAAAAUACUCUUCCUUAAAUUCCAUAGAUUUAAAAGCAAUCCAUACUGAUUCAAUUAAAUUUUUGUUGCCCUAAUAUUUUAAUUUCCAUAACAUAUUUUCAGUAAGAAGAACUACUCGUAAGUUUGCUAUGUUCCCUCUGGUUAUUCAGAGAUGUAAAACUGGUUUAGUGGUUUUGUUUCUUCUUCUUAGGGUCAGGCUCUGGUCCUCAAAUUUUGUACAGGGUACAAUAAAAUGAGGUUGCCUCUUGUGAUAGCCACAAGAGUAUGAGUUAAAAACACAAUUUUGAAAUAGAGAUGAGUCAUCACUGCGAGGAUGUUUAGUUUGGGAGCAACACUUACAUUAUGUAAGACUGAGCUUUUAGAUUAUUCCGUUUUCAGCUAUUUUGUGGACUUACUGCAUAAGUUGCAUUUUAAUAUUCUUACAACUUGUUUUAAUAUGAAGGACAAAAAUCCAAAGAUUCUUUCUUGCUGGCUAGACUGUAACUAUGCUUCUGAAAUCACUCAUCCAGAACGAUGAAUUUUAAAAAUUGUUUAUACACAUUUUCUUGUCCUGAGAAGCUUUUCAGAGCUAUUGAAUAGAAUGUGGGUCAAUUUCUUAAUUUAAUUUGCCAUUAUGUUGCAUAGAUAAAUUUAUGUCCAGACAUUUGUAAACACUGGUAAUGCUCUAAAGAUUGUUUUCCUGAAUUUUGUCCUUACACACAGGCACAUCUGCUCAUAUAUUUAAAUGAGAGAUUUUUAUCCAGUAAGCUCAAAGUAGACAUGAAUAAGCCAUGUACAUAAACUGUGUAAAUCAAUAAGUAAUAAUAUGGCUUAAAUAAAGAGAAUUCUCUAUUAAAUUUUUCCACUUUGUAUUCUAUUCCUCACAUCACAAGCACGACCCUCUGCUUCACCUUCCAUUAGUAGUUCUAUUUGUUACCAUAUGCAUAUUUCAUUGGAGUAAAUAACAUCAGGUUUCCAUACACAGCUAUAAGAUACACAUGGAAAAAAAUCCCACUUGCUUUAGUGUAGGAUUAGGCCUUUUUAGUAAAGCUUUAAUUUUGUGCUGACUUAAAGCCCAUUCUGUGAUCUCUGCACAUGCAUAUCUUGUUUCAGCAGGUGUAGCUAGACAUGCUGAACACUUCCCAUUUCAAACUUGUAGGACUGCACUUUUUUCCACCAAAGUCACUAUGAGGAGAAUUGGGCCCACUGCAUGGGUAUGCAUGUGUAUAUAUAUAUCUAAUUUUGUAUAUAGAAAUCCUUCAAGGUUCUCCAUGGUUAUCCAGGAUUUGUCAGCUACUGUGUAUCAAACUGAAAUAUUGCUGCUGACUUCAGAUCUCUACCACCCUGAUUUUUAUUUUUUUGAAAUAUUUCUUCUGGUAUCUGAUAGCACAAGCUAUCGAGUACAGAUGGCUUGUAAGUCAUAGAUGAUCCUGACCAAAGGGAAGGUGGAGAGACAGAUUUCAAGAAUGGUGUGAUUUUUGCAUUCAUCAGUUUAAUUUGAGAAAGGAAAGAUUUCCAAGUCAUUCAUUCAUUCCUGUGUAUGCCUAGAUUUAUGUAUGUAUAUAUGCAUUCACAGUAUACAGCUUUCUACAAGUCUUAAUCUUAAAAAAGAAGCUAGAAUACAGCCAAGUUAAGCACAUUAGAGUGGGCUACCACUCUGUAAAAAGGUACACCUUUUUUUACUUCCAUGUCAUAGACAAAGGGGAUUCUUCAUGAUUAUUUCGUUAUUCUCUUUCCAGUCAGACUGACUUUGGGAGAUAGAUAAACUUAUAUCACCAAGGGCAAUUGUAUUUAAAAUAAAUAAAUAAAUAAAAAUAUCGUGGUUUUGGUAGGGAAUCAUGUUUGUCACAUAUUAAAAUGAAAAUGGUGCUUGUGAAAAUGAAAUGCAUAAUGCCAGUUUCUGACUUGUAUGCAAAUAUUUGCACCUUGGUGAUUUUUGUGUUGUUGCUCUAGUUGCUGGAUAACAUUAACUUCCUAAAGGGAUUCAUACCUAAGAAAUGAAGUUAUUUUAGACCAUGGACAUUAAACAAUACUCUAAUGAAAUUAUUUACAAUCAUUCUUUUUAUACACUUCUCUGUUUUCAGAGUCACGGUAUUUUUAUAUCUGCAUUAGAAGUGGGUCUACACUGGAGUUUAAAAUAUAAUUUCAAAUAGCAUAUGAGUACUUUUGUGAGUGCAUGGGUGAACAUGUGUUUGGAUAUCCCUCUCUAUGUAUAUAUGUACAUGUAUAUAUGCACACAUACAUAUAGGGAUUGUGGUUUCCUAGUGCUGGAUGAUGAAGUAUUGAAGUGCUGAGGCCAUCAGUCACAUUGUAUUGUAUUUUCAACUUUCUUUGAAGAGGUGUGAAUGAGUUUAAAAAUUUUAACUGUUUAUUCUUUGUUUUCCCUGUGUAAUUUUACAGCAAAUAAUUCAAAGAGCACUUUUUUGUUGUUUGCAUGAUUUUUUAUAUAUUUUCUAUUUUCUAAGAACAGAUAAAACAAAAGAAAAAGACCACAGUUUAAAAUUAGCUGGGUGGGAUUUUAUUUAAUAAAAAAAAAAUCCCUCUAUUAUAUACAGAAAGCAGCAACUUGUGUAGUAUUUUUUACAUGAAGCACUUCAUUGAGGAGAAAAGUGGGAAUAAGUUUUUCCAAAACCUUACAGGAUUUUCUACAUAUUUAUAGAUGCUUAUAUAUACAGAUAUGAACUCAAUUUUCCAUAAUGUAUAUCUGGCUGAUAUUUGCUCUAAUGACGUAUCUGUUACAAACCAUGAAAAAUAAAUUUUCAAAAGAAUUUAUGUUUUUUCUUUACUAGUAUGUGUAAAAUUUUAUGAUUUGUUACAGUUAAUUUUCAUAUAAUCGUAAAUUCUUUGGUCCUGUUUCAUAAAAUUCUUUUUUUAUGUAAAAGGUAAAAAGGAGAGUAUUUGCACAUGGUAGAAAAUAAAACUGGAAAAAUAUAUCUCAAUGACGUGAUUAUUAGAACAUCUUAUUUUGAGAUGCCUUUGAGACUGCUCAAGUCAUUGUCCUCCAUAAAACUGCUAGUAUCUGUGUGAAUUAGAAUAAUUAGAAACAGAAAUAUAUAUAUAUAUUAUAUAUAUAUAUUUGAGACAUAUAUAUAUAUGUCUCAAAGAUUUCUUCUAAAAAACACCUUGAUUAGAAUAUUAAGAUUACAUUUAAUGAUUGUUAAAGUGAAGCUAGAGAUUUGUAGAGACAAGUGAGUGGCUCUGUGUGUUUACACCCUGGGUGGAGAAACAAAUAAAAGAAGAACAUUUAAUUACACUUGUGCUGUGAUAAGUUUUUGUUUGUUUGUUUCUUCAUUCACAUGUUUCUGAAAUCAAACAUAGUUAAACACAGUUUUACUUUUCUGUCUGGUUACAGCAGUAUUUCUAACAUUAAGAAUAGUUAGUGUUUCUAACUGUUAUGAAGCUGUUUCAGAGCAUUUAAUAUAAGAAAAAAAAAAAAAAACAUCUAUUUUCAUUAUGCAUUAGGGAAAUAUACUUCAACUUUUAAAGAAUAUUUAAUUAGUCUGAAUAGUGAAAAAUAUGAACAACAACCAAAAAAAAAAAAAAAAAAGUAAAAUACUUUUUUUUUUAAAGUGAAAAAAAAAAAAGUUUGUGAAGAGACCUUUGAAAGUAAUGGUCAAGUCUGAUUUUACUAUGAAAUUAUUGGAAGAUUUGCUCUGAGUCAACCAUGAACCGAACCAAACCUAAUGAGGCCUGGUAUGUGUGUGACCUUAGAAAAGGCUUACCAAAACCACAUUUUUCCCAGUGAAUUCUUAUUCACACUGUAUCUUAAUUUAAUAUAGGAAACUUGCCCCAUGGUUUAGAAAAAAUUGCUAGUGGAUCCUGUGGGCAACCAUGAAGAACUUUGAUUUCAUGAAUUUUAGUGUUUCUCCAUUCAGUUUUUCUCUUUGAUAGAGCCCUUAAAAUAAGAAUUAUACCAGUUCAGUACACGCUGGGUUGUAACAUGGCCUGAAAUGUCUCAAAGUCAUGUGCUUUUCUUGGCUUGGGUGCCUGAGCCAAACCAUUUUUUAACGAUAUCCUGCAGCCCUUCCUAUGGCAAAAUAGUGCAGUGUAAUAGAGAAAUUACAACAAUAAUUAUGUUCCUGCAAAGCACAUCAAGUUGCCUGAUUUUUUUAUUCUGUAAAGUGUGGUUUCUUUUUUGUCCUAAUUCAGAACAAAACACCAUUUUGAAACACCAGAAUUUCUUAUGAGAUGGAAAUUCCAGAGUGGAGUUACUUUGUUGCUUGUACUUGGUUACAGGAGUUCUCCCAUGCACCUGUGACAAAGUCUAUUCCUGUAUUCAUACCAACUGUGCCCUGUUGAAAAAUAACUUAAUUAAGCUAAUAUUUGCUAUACAACUAGAUCCUUCAAUAAAAAAGAACAUACAAACAAUGUGGAA
Molecule: messenger RNA, 8365 nt
Organism: Anas platyrhynchos (mallard)
Lineage: Eukaryota; Metazoa; Chordata; Aves; Anseriformes; Anatidae
Gene: GLIS3
Product: GLIS family zinc finger 3
Biological process (GO): regulation of transcription by RNA polymerase II
Cellular component (GO): nucleus
Molecular function (GO): DNA-binding transcription factor activity, RNA polymerase II-specific; RNA polymerase II cis-regulatory region sequence-specific DNA binding
Source: RefSeq, a predicted model, not a curated record